Messenger RNA from Bradysia coprophila, 3664 nucleotides. RefSeq names its product spastin (gene spas). The record is from RefSeq and is a predicted model, not a curated record. Lineage: Eukaryota; Metazoa; Arthropoda; Insecta; Diptera; Sciaridae. Gene Ontology annotation, molecular function: ATP binding; ATP hydrolysis activity; microtubule severing ATPase activity. Gene Ontology annotation, cellular component: microtubule cytoskeleton.
AACUUUAGUUCGUCUCAAAUAUUCGUGAGGUUUUGGUGUGCGCGAAGCAGAGAUUUUGACUUUUUUAUUUUUACGCGAAACACACUCUAGACAGACCAUUCAGUUUAUAUCAUUUUCGUCAUCGUCAAUACAUAAAAUCGAUAGGUCGCGCGCGGUUAAUAGUUAGUUAGAUUAUAUUAGUUCGACCAACCCCACACAUUUCGUGCGGGGUUCAAAAUUACAUCGUAUGGUUCGAAAUAAAAGUCCGAGCAUAAGUUCCGGAAAGUCACCAGUGAAAAAAUCAUCUGGUAAAAAUGGUGAAACUAGUGAAAACACAUCCAAUGACUUAACACCCGACCAAGAUCUGCCGCGAACGUCGUCCGCCAACAUACAUAAACAAAACAUUUACAUCGUUUCGUUUCCCAUCAUUUGUUUAUUCAACAUUUUACGUUCCAUUUUGUAUCAGUUGUUUGUAAUUUUUAGAUAUAUUUUUACGACCAGUUAUCGGGUAGUCUAUCGGCCAUAUCGGAAGAAAGAUCUUGAGAUUGUGGUCAGUGCGACAAAGACUGCUGAAGUAAAUGAAAUGUCCGUACCGAAAGUGGGACCAGGACCGGGCGAUCCAUUGUUAGCCAAACAAAAGCAUCAUCAUCGCAGAGCUUUUGAAUACAUCUCAAAGGCAUUGAAAAUUGACGAAGAAAAUGAAGGUCAAAAAGAAAUUGCAAUUGAAUUAUAUAGAAAGGGAAUACGUGAAUUGGAGUAUGGCAUAGCGGUCGACUGUUGGGGUGGACGGAGCGAGGUAUGGGAACGGGCGCAACGCUUACACGACAAGAUGCAAACAAAUUUAUCAAUGGCACGAGAUCGAUUGCAUUUCUUGGAAAUUUUAAUGGAGACACAAAACUUAGAAAUUGACAAAAAUGUUGCACAAAAAACAACUUUACAAAAAGAUUCAACGAAAAAGCAAGCACGUCCCGUCUAUACUAUUCCCGCGACACAAUUGAAAAAAGUCACAAUAUCUAAGCCGCCAACAGACAAUAAGCUACCAAGUCGAUCUGAAGCAUCCGGUCAAAAGCUUACAGUCGGCAUCAAAAGACCAGCGCAUUUGGGCGUAAUGAACAAAUCACAAACACUUCCUCGUAGCAUGGGAUCGAAAGCAAUCACAAAUGGAGCAGGAACCCAUCGACAGACACCGAAACCAGCCGCAACUCCUCCAGCAAUUAGGCGGCAAUUUUCAAUUUCAGGUUCGCCAAUACGCAAAGGAAGUACUGGUCGAAAUACGCCACCACCAAGAUCACGAACGCCAGUGGGUGGUCCAUCAACGUCCGUCAGCAAUCAGUUGAUCAGUGUGAAAGGCGUCGAACAGAAAUUGGUACAAAUAAUCAUGGAUGAAAUUGUCGAGGGAGGCGCUAAAGUUGAAUGGAACGAUAUUGCUGGCCAAGAGAUCGCUAAACAAGCUCUCCAAGAAAUGGUCAUCCUUCCGUCAGUGCGCCCCGAACUGUUUACUGGUCUUCGUUCUCCUGCCAAAGGACUACUGUUGUUCGGUCCACCAGGAAAUGGAAAAACUCUUUUGGCUCGUGCCGUCGCAACGGAAUGUUCAGCAACAUUUUUCAACAUUUCCGCUGCUUCGCUAACCAGUAAAUAUGUUGGUGAUGGUGAAAAGCUAGUGCGAGCAUUGUUUGCCAUCGCUCGUGAAAUGCAACCGUCAAUCAUUUUCAUCGACGAGGUGGACUCACUGUUAUCCGAACGUAGUUCAAGCGAACAUGAAGCUUCCAGAAGAUUGAAAACCGAAUUCCUAGUCGAAUUUGAUGGAUUACCGAGCAAUCCAGAAAGUGACAGAGUCGUUGUGCUGGCAGCAACAAACCGACCGCAAGAAUUGGACGAGGCAGCACUACGACGAUUUCCGAAACGGGUCUAUGUAUCACUGCCGGAUUUAAAUACCAGAGAGUUAUUAUUGAAAAGACUGUUGGCUAAACAGGGCAGUCCGCUAUCAGCGGAUGCCGCUAAACGAUUGGCCGUUUGUACGGAAGGCUAUUCAGGAUCCGAUUUGACGGCUUUGGCUAAGGACGCAGCAUUGGAGCCUAUAAGAGAAUUAAAUGUGGAACAAGUCAAAAAUUUACACCCUAAUUCACUUCGUGCUAUCACCGAAAAUGAUUUCACCAAUUCGUUGAAACGGAUUCGUCGAUCGGUUGCGCCACACAGCUUACUAGCUUAUGAGAAAUGGUCUGAGGAGUAUGGAGACAUUACAAUGUAGCAGAGCAAAUUCAUUGGAGACAAGUAAUUUGAUGCAAAUUUUCCGGAUUUUUCUUUAUGCACACGCCAACACACACAUUCAAAACUGAAAUGUGUUAUUAUGAGCGCCAUGUGUGUGUGUGCGGGUGUUACAGAAAUAAACCUUUUCGAUCGUUUUUGAGUUAAGCGUUAUGGUCAUUUAAAUUUUAAGUUUCGGUAUAAAUGACUGCGAAGAAUCAGAGAGAAAAAUAUUCCAAUUCGAUGUAGAAAAUGUGUUAACAAAUGAAACUAGAGAUUAAUUUUCAAGUGCAAGUGUUGCGUCAGACCACUAAACUUAAAUGAUAUGUUUAAGUUUUAAGUUAAGCGUCCUCAUUCCAGUGUUAUAGAGAUUUAUGUGAUCACAAUUUUUAUCAGUAAAUUAUUUUAGUUAGACACCACUCGCAUCCGGAGUCAAAAUGAGAAGUACAUUUUCCGAGCAAAUUUCUCGGCUAGUAGACAUUUAGUCAGUGGUACAGGUACGUAAAAACGAGACAGUGGCUUUCUAGCCAUUUCUACAACCACAAAUUAAAUAAAUUUCCUCUCUGGAAUCAUGACUGUAAAGCGCUUUCCAAGCAUUUGUACAAAGAAAAAUAGUUGCUCCGGAUGCGAAUAGCUACUUCGAAUUAUUUUAUAUUUUCAAAUACACGUCGUUUUAUAAAUGCAUAGCACAGAAAACACAAAAGCUCUGUCACGGAGUCAUUCUGUUCGCCAAUAUUAUGUUACGAAAGCACAAAAAAACGGAUGCCAAUUUCGAAAAUUUUACAGAAACAUUUUUCUAAUCAAUUUAUUCGUUUGAGUAAUGUUCUGUCGUCACCAGUGUAAAAUAGCUAUACAGUCGUGGAAUUGUCAUGUUCUACGUUGUAGCAGUACAAUUCGAUAUUUGCCUUAUUGUUUCACCUGAAGCGUGAAACUUUUGUUCCUAUUGUUUGCGAGAGCUUUGAAGGAAAAUAAAGGAAUUGUUGCAGAAUGAGCGAAAUUUAAAAGUAAAUUUUUAAUCGAAAAGCCGUUCAAAUGUUCGACUAUUCUUCUUCGUUCUUUGUGGCAUCAACAUCUUGAUUUCGACACCAGUUUCAUUGCUCUACGGCAUGUACUGAUUGAGGUACACUGGAACUUACACUUGUAAGGGAAUUCCUUAACAGAACAAACAGAUUUCCAGAACAAACGUUUUUCGUCUGAGGAUGCGUAACAACAAUAUGGCACAAAUUUCGAAUUGAGGACUGCAAGGGAUUGAUAUGCAAACGUUACUUGUAAAUGAGUCGUCUCAUAGAACGGAAUUUGAUUAAAAUCGCAUAUAACGUAGAAAGUCAUAGCUCCACAACUGUAUGAGGAUAGUAAAAAUAAUUUCAGACGAUUUGCUGAUGAUUAUAUAGGUUUUCCUUUUAAAAGAAACAAAACCAUAAAAUUUUACCAAAUUCAGGGA